Ectocarpus sp. CCAP 1310/34 is the source of this 6787-nucleotide messenger RNA. NCBI's taxonomy places the organism in Eukaryota, Phaeophyceae, Ectocarpales, Ectocarpaceae. The record is from the annotation of a GenBank genome assembly.
AUGUCCCCGACGUUAUUCCAACUGAUCCUCCCGUCGACGCCGGGGCAAGCCGAGCGCCAGGACACGAGCAGCGCGGACAUCAUCUCGAGGCCAAGCGAGGAGUUCGACAGCGAAAGGGCUGUUCCCUCCUGGCCCUCGCGUGGGCAUGGGCCAACCGGCCAGCUGGCCGUCAGCCCAACCAGCGGCGUGGACCUCGAGACGGUCUUCGACUGCGAAGACGGCGAGUUCGAGGUGGUCUGGUCCGGGGAGGUGAGUGUACCGGGCACCAUCUAUAUCGGCAGCGGGACGACGGUCAACAUCUACGGCGAAGAUACCACCACCACCACCACCACCACCACAAGCGGCAUAGGUAGCACGGGCUUCAGCAGCUUCAGCGGUGACGAUGAGCUAUGGAGUGGGUUGUCCCUCCCACGCGAUGAUCUCUCGUCGGCUGUGGUGGCCGGCAGCGGCCUGUCGGACGGACCCAUAUUCUUCGUCAACGGUGGACAGCUCUCCCUCAACGCCUUGGCCGUGCGCGAUGGCAACGCGACCGGUGACAGCAACGCGACCGUUGACAGCGGAGGUGGCGUCCACGCGGUACAGUCGAAUGUGACGAUCACGGGCUGCUUGUUCGAGAACAACUUCGCCCGGGUGCUGGGAGGCGGAGUGCUGGCCAACCUGUCGAUGCUGACCGUCGUCAAUUCGACUUUCAGGGGAAACGCUGCGGGGCUUAUAUCAUUCGCCGGGCAGGACGAAGAUGAGGUUGAGGGGGCUGGUGGCGGCAUCGCGGCCAAAGACUCUACUGUACUGGUCGAAGGCUGCUUGUUCGACACGUGCUAUGCCUCCAAGAAAGGGGGUGGCCUUCUACAUGAGUCGGGGCAGCUGUCGGUGGUGGGCUCCUUGUUCUACAACAACUCCGCCGGGAGCGACAAUCAAGAAUCAAAGGAUGAGAUAGGAGAGGGUGGGGCGGUGGCGUUGACCGCUUGCACGCACUCCUCCGAUACGCCGGCAGCGACAGUGGCGCCCUGCGAGUUCCGAGACACGGUCUUCUUCAACAAUUCCGUGGCGGAAAAGGGCGGUGCGCUGGCGAUCGCGGCCGGGGAGGAUGACAAUCGCCCAACGGUGGAGCUUCACGGGUGUGUGGUUAGGAACAACACGGCCGGGAAGGCGCUGUCGGACGACCCUCAGGGUGAAGGGGGCGCGAUUGUGGUGGGCGCGGGAUGCGCGCUCCUCCUGUCGGACUGUCUCCUCGAGAAGAACUGGGCCGGAAAGAAGGGCGGGGUGGUCAACCUGUCGGGAGGGACAGACUGGGACGACGACCUCGGUGCCGUUCUCGUCGUGCAAGACUCAAGGUUCGUGUCCAACACGGCCCUGCUCAACAACGCCGGCGGGGUGACCAUGAACAAGUUCACCAACACCACCAUCGUCGGGCAGGGGAACGUGUUCUACGGAAACAGGUGCGCCCAGGGCGGCGCCGCGAUCGGGGCGGACUACAAUUCCACCAUAACGGUCGAGGGGGGAACCUUCAUCGGCAACGAGGCGGACAUGGAGACUGAAGAGGAAGUCUGGCAGAAAGGCGAGCAGAGCGGGGGAGUGCUUUGGACGAGGGGUAACAUCUCCGUCCUAGGUGGGCACUUUUCCAACAACUCGGCUAAGAAUGGUGGAGUGAUUCAAGGCAGCCUCAAAAGCAGCGUGGUGGUCGAAGGAGGCACGUUCGAGAACAAUGUGGCCGAGAACGGCGCCGUUGUUUACGUCGUCGCAGACGGUUCUUUGGCGUUCAACGGGGGUCUGUUGCAAGGAAACAUGGCAAGCAACGGAGGGGGCGCGUUCUUCGCCGAGAGCGGUGCAGACAUCGAGAUAACCGGGGGAACCUUCAUCUCAAACAAGGCCGAUUUCGGGGGGUUUCUGUACAAAGCGGGCGAGGGCAAUGCCGCUUGCUCGGGAGCGACAGUUCUGCAGCACGAGGGCGUCGAUGGCGGCGCGAUCUACGCCGUCGAUGGCGCGAAUCUAGAGUGGGAGUGCCACCUGAGGGAGAACUCUGCCCUGAUCGGACCCGCCAUCUAUGCCCGCGACUACGCGGUGGUGGCUCUUAGCGGCGUCGAGGUGGCAGACAACUUCGUUACUCGCGGCAGCGCCAUUUUCGUUGUCAACAGCGCGCUCAUCACGUCUCAGGUGGUCGUUAGCGACACGUCGGAGAACCCCGACUUAUCGGCUGUGCAGACCGACAGACUGUCUACGUACAUAGCUGAAGACACCUCCUUCGUGGGCUUUGCUGGCGAGGUGGUCGUUUACGGUGAAGGGGAGCUGUACCUUGACGAGUGCGACUUCAGCGGCAGCUCGAGUGCGGUGCUGGUCUAUGCGGAACUGGAAGACGCUACGGUGAUCCGGAACGCUGUGCUAGGAGUAAAAACUUACGAAAACAUCGCCGACGACGCGUCAGACAUGUUGCAGCUGCCGAGCGCCGACAGGUUCAUCAACCUCAACCUGACGUGCGACUCGUCGGCGGUGUCACCUUGCGGCGAAGGCUCGUGGUGCCUCGAGGGUGACCUCGGCGUCUACUGCGAGCGCUACCAGCUCAGAUCCACCUUGGAAGAGGUGUGCGCCAGCGGAGACGUGGACGCGCUGACCCUGACUCUGAUCGAAGACACCGAAUCCCAACGAACCUUCUACCCGAGCUUGAUCGAAAGAGAGCUGCAACUGUCGCUGGCGGCUUCCAACGCAACCGACGCAGGCGACGACGACAUCGCCACCAGCAGCAGGAGCUGUGCCGGCGCUAACCGGGUGGCGUGGAGCGUGUCGGGGCUGUGGCCGCCCUCAGAGGAGGAGCAGGACGACUGGACGGUUUUCCCAUCGACAGGCUUGCUGCUCCCAGGGGAGAGCGUUCGCUUGCAGCUCGUGAGUCAGCCAAACGACGCAUUCAAUGGCUUCGCCAACAUCACCGUCCGAGCGAACGACAUCACUGCCCUAUCCACAACGGCGUCCAUCCUGGCGAGCGACGCGGAGCCUCAGAGUGAAGGCGGUGACGUCACGGUCAGCGUGGAGCACUACUUGUGCGAUGAGGGUAGCUUCUGGAACUCGAGCGUCUCGGGGGCAGAUCUCGACCCCACCGUGGCGUGUAAGCUCUGCACCGAGUCCAUCGAUGGCGCUGUUGAGGGGGUGGACUGCACAUCCGCCGGCGCUACAACGAAGGAGCUUCCGAUCAAGGCAGGCUACUGGCGGGCUAAAGUCACUUCCCUCACGAUACGCGAGUGCCUGAACGAGGAGGCUUGCAAGGGAGGGACGACCGUCGCAGAAGUGCAGGAAUACUGCAACGAGGGCUACGUAGGACCUCAGUGCGCUGUGUGCGGCACAGGCUUCGGAAAGGGAGUGGCGUACGAAUGUCACCCGUGCACGGCAGGCUUCCAGGGAGGCAUGUAUUUCCUGCUAGCCGUGGUGCUGCUGGCUAUGGUCGUGGUGGUCGUGCUUCUGACGAUAUACCUGGUGGGAGGAAAGAGCGCCGUGUCUUCCACCGUGGUGAGCACCAAGGAGUCCGCCCUCAGGAUCCAGCAUCGCGGAUCCGUCCUCCUCACCCGCAAGGUUAGCAGCUUUGGCAGGGCUCGGUCAGACUUCGGCGACCUGACCGAGGGCCCAUCGGUCGAGAGCUCCGCCGUUUCAACUAAAGCGUGGGGCACAGAGGGUAAGGCCGCUCCGACGGACGUCUCGGUUGGCGGAAGUCGCGGCCAGGGCACCGGCGGGACUGGAAACGACAGGGACGACGACGCGCCCCCGACGAGAGUUGCGAACCUGUUGGCCGCGCUCCCGCUGUCCAAGCUGAAGAUCGUCAUAGUGGUGUGGCAAAUAACCAGCGCGUUCGCAGACAUCACCAAGGCGCCGUUCCCACCGAUAUACGAAAAGUUUCUGUCGAUCAUCGGGAUAUUUUCCUUCGACCUGGGCUGGAUUCUGUCGGCGGCGUGUCUGACCACGGGCAUUGACUUCUACGACAAGCUUCUGAUCGUGACGAUCGGCCCGCUGGUGCCCCUCUGCUUCCUGGGGAUUACCUUCUUCGUGGGUUCGAGGCCGGCGAAGGAAACAAACAUGAGUCCUAACGCUACCACUGCUGAUGGUGGUGCUUCGGGAAGCGGGGGGAGGGAGCUGGAGGAGGGCAGGGUGCAAGGUGCCUGUUCGGGCUCGACGACGAGCGUGACGGCGAAUAGUGGAGCAGCAGCUCGCGAACCAUCGGUUCGGAGCGCCUUGAGGGCCAAGUCGGGGGACCGGAAGAACCCCGAGCAGGAACGUCUUUGGGGGCUGUUCGCCCGCCACACCACGAUGAUGCUGAUCGUGCUCUACCUUGUCUACACCCAGAUUUCGACCGUGGUCUUCCAGACUUUCGCGUGCGAACACUUGCCCGAGAUCGGCAAGAGGUACUUGAGGGCAGACUUCGGAAUAGAGUGCGACACACAACGUCACACGCUGUACAAGGCCUAUGCCGGCGUGAUGAUGUGUAUAUAUCCCCUCGGCAUUCCGGCGGUGUUCUUGUACUUCCUGUUGCGCCAACGUUCUCGCAUCAACCCUCCGACCGACGAGGCUCUGAAGAAACGCCGAGGUGGACGUCACGUCGUGGAACGAAAGAUGACCGUUCGCGACAAAGACCAAAGCAUCGCCCCGACGUCCUUCCUCUGGAACGCUUACUUUCCUAAGUGCUACUACUACGAGGUUUUCGAGUGCAUCAGGCGUUUGCUGCUGACCGGAAUCUUGGUGUUUCUUGUGCCAGAUACCCCUGGACAAGUCGCCUUCAGCUGCAUCUUUGCCAUUCUCAGCCUCAUGGUGUUCGAGCUUCUACGGCCUCACGUCAAUCAUAUUGACAGGCAGCUCUACCGAACGGGGUGCCUCGUCAUCCUGUUCACCAAUUUCUUGGCGCUGGUCAUCAAGUCGGGCGCAGCAGACAAGGACUCAAGUGGCAGCGCCGCGUACUCUGUGGCACUGGUCAUUGUCAACAUUAUGUUUUUCUUGUCCAUCUGGUUCAACGCUUGUACCACGGCGAAGGCGAUGUUCAGCAGGAGCCAUGCACAGGAUAUGCUUCUCGGGGUAGACAUCGUUGACGAGAGCACGAUCAACCAAGUGCUCGGCCCUGAGAAGAGGAAGACCAAAGAGCCGCACGGAACGGCCGGUGGAGACGCCAAGACCGAGGACAGGGAGGAACGCCCGUCUUGGGACGACGCCUCGACCUCGACGUUGCACUCGACGGCCGGGGGCAAUGCCGGCGACAAGCGUCCUUUGCCGGUUUUGGCUGCUACCCCGUCGAGCUAGGGAUUGGCCGUUGGAGGAAGCCUGCGGACCGCGUUGUCGAAGAUGGCGGCUAGCCCGUCCGAAGUGUCCGCCUCUGAAGCACCACUUCGCCGCGGCUCGGUAGACGAGCGCCUUCCGACGGCAUCUGUGGGGCUGGUGCCUCUUGAGCCGACCGCUGAAGGGGUGCCACCAAUGGCGUCGUAGCCCGGGGGGCAGGCAAGAGCAACCGCAAACAAUUCAAGUGCGAGACGUAACAUGGGCGGAGGAAGGGUCGACAUCAACAUGAUCUCCCAUACGCCCAGAUUCCAAGCGUUUUUUCUGUGUGCCGGCACAUGGGAAAACGGUCCCAGAGUAUGUUCUAUGGCGUACUACACAACCCUGUUCAUGUGUGUGUGUUUUUUUGUUUUACUCUGGCCUGGAUGCACUUAGUAUGCUAGUUAUGCUUGAUGACGUAGGCAUUUCAAUAGUUGACUUGGCGCCCAGCUGACCAGCGACAGAGUUCCAGUGACUGACUUUUGUUCGGCCCGAUCUGUUCGUGAAUUGUGGCUGUAGUAUCGAAUGUAUGACGUGUAUUGCGGUGUAGUAGGUGAUACUUGGUAUUGUAACGAAACGUAAUACAAAGGUCAGUAGAUUGCAGCGAAUAGAUUGCAGCGAAUAGAUUACAGCGAAUAGAGUUAUUGCUGAGGAAAAGCUGUAGCGAGAAGCCAUGGGGAGCGCAGCCCACCGUGCUCACUCCACCUUGCCGACCUGUCUCUCCGGGCAAGUUCUCAUUAAUACACCACAUAUUUUUCCAGAAGUCACGAGUUUCCAACACGCUAUAGCGACAAAAGUCAACUGCUCCAACGUCCCCCUGGGCGGCACGAGACUGUACGAGAGAGGCCUGAUCAACCUAUCUCAUCAUGGCUGGUGAAGAAGGAAAGUCUGCGGAUGACCCACCUCAGACUGCUGUAAAUCGUUCCUCUGCUGGUGCUGCAAGCUUUGGUUCGAUUGGAAUUGGAAGUGGGGCUUUAGGUAGCCAGUCUUUCGUUCCCGGGACUGAAGGUGGGGCUUUAGGUAGCCAAUCCUCUGUGCCACCCGCACCUACUCCGUCGAGUAAGUGGUGGGAAAGUGUCGCCAGUGGAAACACAUUGAUUCCUGGGGCCGGCAUUACACAUUCAGGAGAGAAAUUGGGUAGGGGUCCUUUUAAAGUCCCCAAGGCUCCUGUUUUCGAUGGGACCGACGUGUCCUAUCCCUCGUGGUCACAGAAUUUUCUGCUGAGUGCCCGGCACGACAAUCUGUAUCAAGCGUUUGUUUCUGAGACUGAGAUUCCAAUUGCUGACAUUGGUUUCGACUUGACCCCCUGGGGAGAGAAAGGAUUCCGUGUGGGUGUGCUGCGUCAGGCUGAAAUGGGAUAGUGGUUUCUGUUUGAUUGCUUGAAGAACGAAAGUCUGAAAACUAUGGCUAGGCACGCUGGUUCCCACAGCAAGGCGUUCCGAGUGCUCAAAGAUGGUAUAGUGGUAUUUAAUGGGAUGGGAUGGGAUGGAGUGGUAAUGGUAGCCGAAUU